Molecule: messenger RNA, 804 nt
Organism: Drosophila bipectinata
Lineage: Eukaryota; Metazoa; Arthropoda; Insecta; Diptera; Drosophilidae
Source: RefSeq, a predicted model, not a curated record
AUGUCAGCAAAGAUAUCUGUCUGGAUCCCUCUCCUCCUGCUGGUUGUUUUUUAUCCAAACACCAGCUUGGCCAUUUGGUUUCCCUGGUACUUCCACCGAUAUGGAUUACAGCCGCACUCCAUGCGCCACGGAACACAAGGGGCUACUUGUCCACCGGGAUACGAGCCAAAGUCUAAUCCGGUUCGUCAAAUCGACGCCCCGUCUGGCAGUCGAGCAAAAUCGGGAGUAACGAAUGCCCCUCCAAGACUUUGCGAUGAUAACCCGAUAUUGAUGCAACUAGCCAGACUGUAUGUGGUGAGUCCGGAGAGGAUUGUUCUACUAUUGUCGCAGACGUCGCUCACGGAUUCUUGGCACGCCGAAAUACACGAUGUGCUGGAAAACAUAAAGAAUUCGAUGCGCCUAUGCGUCCUGGCGCCAGACAACAUAUACGGAAAUCUGGCCAACGGAUUGAGUUACUUCCGAAAGGAAGUCUGCGAUGGCGGGGAGGGUAGCAACCGGAAGCGUUCCACCGGACUACAGCAGGCGCACACCUGCUUCAAGGAACUGCGCACUGACAUGAUCGAGUGUGAGGCUCCGGCGGACUGGUACGAGCGCCGAAACAAGACCAAGGUGUGCCAGAUCUUCAACGAUGUCCUCGACUGCUACUACACUAGGGCGGCCCUGCUCUGCGGCAUCGAUUCCGCCAAGGAGCUGAGGUCCUUUGCCGGUGACUGCAUGAGCAGAUCCAUGAUCCAUAAGUGCGAUGUGUCAAGUCGACUUCCCAGAGUGGAUAAUGCUAUGCCAUCGCCUAAUGGAAAUGACAAA